CUAACAACUACCGAAGCACUCAGAGCUUCUGACAGGAUGUGAGAUUCGAAGAGUUUCUCUUUGGUCUUGCUCAGUGUCAGCAGAGGAGAAUGAAGUUCAGAAUAAAGUGACACUCUGGAUUUGGACCCGGGCUGUCUCAGAGGCUGCUUUACUGAAUAAUUGAUCCCUUGGAUUGUGAUUAGUUGAAAAUGAGGAAGACAGCGCUGAUGGUUUGGAUCAGCCUUUUAGUACAAGUGUCCCACGGAGCUCAGGGUCAUUAUGCCCGCAAACUUCUGGCUGACCUGAUGGAGGACUACUCCAACGCUCUGAGGCCAGUGGAAGACACAGACGCAGCCCUCAAUGUCUCCCUGCAGAUCACUCUCUCACAGAUCAAAGAUAUGGAUGAGAGGAACCAGGUGCUAACCACGUACUUGUGGAUCAGGCUGGUGUGGAAUGACGCCUACCUGAAGUGGGACAAGGAGGACUAUGAUGACCUUGAGAUGAUAAACAUACCCAGCGAUCUGGUUUGGAAGCCGGACAUCGUUCUCUACAACAAGGCAGAUGAGGAGUCAAGUGCAUCAAGCACUAAUGUAAAGCUGCGAUAUAACGGAGAGAUCAUCUGGGACUCUCCUGCGAUCACAAAGAGCACAUGUGUGGUGGACGUCUCCUACUUCCCCUUUGACUGGCAGCAGUGCAAACUCACCUUCGGCUCCUGGACCUACAAUGGCAACCAGGUGGACAUCAGUUUGACGAUGGAGAGCGGUGACCUUUCGGACUUUGUGGAGAACGUGGAGUGGGAGUGUCACGGCAUGCCAGCAGUGAGAAACGUCAUGAUGUAUGGCUGCUGCUCCGACCCCUACACAGAAAUCACCUACACUCUGCUACUGAAGCGUCGUUCUUCUUUCUAUAUCUUCAAUCUGCUCCUGCCCUGCUUCCUCAUCUCCUUCCUGGCCCCGCUGGGUUUCUACCUGCCAGCUGACUCGGGGGAGAAGGUUUCCCUCGGUGUGACGGUGCUGCUUGCGCUCACUGUGUUCCAGUUGUUGGUGGCUGAAAGCAUGCCACCUGCAGAGAGCAUGCCCUAUAUAGGAAAGUACUACAUUGCCACCAUGACUAUGAUCACAGCCUCCACCUCUCUCACCAUCUUCAUCAUGAACAUUCAUUUCUGUGGUGCUGAGGCCAAGCCUGUUCCUCACUGGGCGAAGGUGCUCAUCAUAGACUACAUGUCCAAAAUCUUCUUUGUGUAUGAGGUGGGGGAGAACUGUACGACUCCAGAGAGUGAGAGGACCCCGCUGUACCCUGAGGAACCCGCCAGCGAUGACCAUCUUCAUGACUACCAUCAUGUCAGCGACCGGUACAAGUACAGCAACGGCCAUGCUGUGAAUCAUCAAAACAAGCAUCACAAAGGCCAGGCGAACGGCAACGCCAACAAUAGCCGUCACCAUUAUAACAACCACAACCACGAUUCCAGUCUGGAGAGGGGCGAGGGGAAGCGACCGACCCCACAGCGCUACCACCACAUCAGGAGGGAUGAGCUGGACUACCAGGCUUCCCCUCGUCCACAAAACCUCCAACACUUGAACGGAGGGCUGAAAGAGCAGCUCCUCUAUCCCACAGAUAAAGUCCCGGCCUGCCCUUGCUGCUGCCCCUGCCUACAACAUAAACAGUUGGUGAAGAACAUCCAGUACAUCGCCAACUGCUUCCGCGAGCAGAGAGCUACUUGUGUCAAGGCUGCAGAGUGGAAGAAGGUCGCCAAGGUGAUGGAUAGGUUUUUCAUGUGGAUCUUCUUUGUCAUGGUCUUCCUCAUGAGCAUCCUCAUCAUCGCCAAGGCAUCCUGACAGCCUCCUUCCUCAUCAUCCUUUUUCCGCCUUUAUGACUUUUAUCCCACAUCACUGUCGUACUGCAGUGUUCUUUGAGAGUCACCUAAUUUUUGCUUGAAUUCAACAAAUCAGAACUGUUUUAUAUGUGUGUGUAUGUUUGGCUUUGACUUAAAGAGGACAGGGUCAUUGCAAACAAAUCAUCCGUUUAACCACACGAGCACACAAACACAGAAAUUCCUCAAAGCCUCUCGGAUAGUUAACCUCAGGUGUGCGUGCAUGUGUGACAGAGCAGUGGAGCGGUAAGACGAUCCAGGCCUCGCUUUGAACAUGCAUGGAUUCUUUAUUAUGGAUGAGCUAAAAGCCACACCCUAUAGGCAUUACAUUACUUACACUACGUUUUAGGCAACCACAUGAUGCCGUUUUCCAUAGUCAGUUACAAUGAGAGCACCAGCAGAUUAAAGUAAUACUUUACACACAAAAUCAGCAUUUGUACUGUAUGUCAAUUACUCAAAAUGUAUUACGGUGAUUUCAUGAAGAAAACAUAUUUUGCACAUGCCAUCGCAGUGAAAGAGUCAUCAGAAACAUAAAGAAGUCUUGAUGUAUUGUAGUUAAGGGGAACUGCGUUCAACUACAACAAAACCAUAUCACACAACUCAAAGUCUCAUUUAUCCAGUCGUACACUUCCAAAUCACAUUAUUAGCUUACACUUCCUUGUAAUCAUCCAUCCAUCCAUCUUCUCCCGCAUUUCAGUCAUGGUCGCGGAAGUAACAGCUCCAGCAGAGAGCCCCAAACUUUCCUUUCCCUGGCCACAUCAACCAGCUCUGACUGGGGGAUUCCAAGACGCUCCCAGGCCAGCGAAGAGAUAUAAUCCCUCCACCUGGUCCUAGGUCUACCCCUCGGUCUCUUCCCAGCUGGACGGGCCUGGAACACCUCCCUAGGGAGGCGCCCAGGUGGCAUCCUCACUAGGUGCCCGAACCACCUGAACUGGCUCCUUUCAACGCGAAGCAGCAGCAGUUCUACUCUGAGUCCCUCCCGGAUGACUGAACUUCUCACCUUAUCCCUAAGGGAGAUGCCAGCCACCCUGCAGAGAAAUCCCAUUUCGGCCGCUUGUAUCCGCGAUCUCGUUCUUUCGGUCAUGACCCAUCCUUCAUGACCAUAGGUGAGGGUAGGAACGAAGAUGGCCCGGUAGACAGAGAGCUUUGCCUUCUGGCUCAGCUCUCUUUUCGUCACAAUGGUGUGGUAAAGCGACUGCAGUACCGCUCCCGCUGCUCCGAUUCUCCGGCCCAUCUCACGCUCCAUUGUUCCCUCACUCGAGAACAAGACCGCGAGAUACUUGAACCCCUUCACUUGGGGUAAGGCUUCAUUCCCUACCUGGAGUGGACAGUCCAUCGGUUUCCUGCUGAGAACCAUGGCCUCAGAUUUGGAAGUGCUGAUCCUCAUCCCAGCCACUUCACACUCGGCCGUGAACCGAUCCAGUGAGUGCUGAAGGUCACAGACCGAUGAAGCCAUUAGGACCACAUCAUCUGCAAAAAGCAGAGGUGCAAUCCUUAGCCCACUGAACUGCAGACCCCCUCCCCCACGACUACGCCUCGAAAUCCUGUCCAUGAAUAUCACAAACAAGAUUGGUGACAGAGCGCAGCCCUGGCGGAGGUCAACCCUCACUGGAAAUCGGUCCGACGUGCUACCGAGGACCCGGACACAGCUCUCGCUUUGAGAGCACCUCCCACAGUAUCUCCCUGGGAACCCGGUCAUACGCCUUCUCCAAAUCCACAAAGCACAUGUAGAUGGGCGUACUCCCAGGCCCCCUCCAUCCUUGCGAGAGUGAAAAACUGGUCCGUCGUCCCACGACCAGGACGAAAACCGCAUUGUUCCUCUUCAAUCUGAGGUUCGACAAUCGGCCGGACCCUCCUUUCCAGCACCUUAGAGUAAACUUUCCCGGGGAGGCUGAGUAAUGUGAUGCCUCUGUAAUUGGCACACACCCUCUGAUCCCCCUUUUGAAAAAGAGGAACCACCACCCCGGUCUGCCACUCCUUCGGUACUGUUUCCGACUUCCACCCAAUGUUGAUGAGACGUGUCAACCAUGACAGUCCCUCAACACCCAGAGCCUUCAGCAUUUCUGGGCGGAUCUCAUCCACCCCCGGGGCUUUGCCACUGUGGAGCUGUUUGACUACCUCAGUGACUUCCCCCCGUUGACUUCCCCCCGUGAGAUUGGAAUUGAUCCCCCUUCAUACUCCAGCUCCGCCUCUAACAUAGAGGGCCGAGUUGUCGGAUUCAGGAGUUCCUCAAAGUGUUCCUUCCACUGCCCUAACACACUAUCAGUUGAGGUCAACAGCGUCCCAUCCUUACUGUACACAGCUUGGAUGGUUCCCUGCUUCCCCCUCCUGAGGUGUCGGACGGUUUUCCAGAACAACUUUGGUGCCGACCGAAAGUCCUUCUCCAUGGCUUCUCCGAACUUCUCCCACACCCGCUGCUUUGCCUUGGCCACGGCUGAGGCUGCUGCCUUUUGGGCCCGUCGAUACCUUGCAACUACGUCAGGAGUGCCCAGGGAUAACAUAUCCCGGGAAGGCCUCCUUCUUCAGUCGGACGGCUAAUCUGCCUACCGGUGUCCACCAGGAGGUUCGAGGGUUACCGCCCCUUGAGGCACCUAAGACCUUGAGACCAUAGUUCCCCUGCCGCAGCUUCGGCAAUGGAGGCUUUGAACACCGCCCACUCUGGUUCAAUGUCCCCAGCCUCCACAGGGAUGCCUGAAAAGCUCCGCCGGAGGUAUGAGUUGAAGGCCUCCUGGACAAGGGACUCCUCCAGACGUUCCCAGUUAACCCACACUACAUGUUUGGGCUUACCAGGUCUGUCCAGAGGCUUCCCCUGCCACUCGCCCCAACUCACCACCAGAUGGUGAUCAGUUGACAACUCCGCCCCUCUCUUCACCCGAGUGUCCAAAACAUGCAGCCUCAGGUCCGGUGAUACGAUAACAAAAUCGAUCAUGGACCUUCUGCCUAGGGUGCUCUGGUACCACGUACACUUAUGAGCAUCCUUAUGUUCAAACAUGGUGUUUGUUAUGGCCAAUCCAUGACUAUCACAGAAGUCCAGUAACAAACCACCACUCCGGUUCAGAUCAGGGGGGCCGUUCCUCCCAAUCACGCCCCUCCAAGUGUCUCCAUCAUUGCCCACGUGUGCGUUGAAGUCUUCCAGCAAGACUAAGGAGUCCCCUUCAGGAGCCCCAUACAGGACUUCUUUCAGGGUCUCCAAGAAGGCCGAAUACUCUGAACUGCUGUUUGGUGCAUAAGCACACACAACAGUCAGAGUUUUCCCCCCUAUGAUCCGCUCGGCGCCUCACACCUUGGGCAACUCUGGAAAAGAAUAGAGUCCAACCCCUAUCAAGAAGGAAGGUUCCAGAGUCUACGCUGUACGUAGAAGAAGAGCCCCACCAGAUGCAACUGGUAACGCUCCACCUCCCGCACAAGCUCCGGCUCCUUCCCCCCCAGAGAGGUGACAUUCCACGUCCCCAAGGCCAGCUUCUGUCGCCUGAGUCUGGUCCGUCGAGACCCUCUGCUUUCACUGCCACCCUUCUGGCAGCGCACCCGACCUCAUCGCUGUUUCCUGUAGGUGGUGGGCCCGUGGGAAGGGGAAGCGGAGGUGUUGCCCACGUUACUUUUUUGGGCUGUGCCCGGCCGGGCUCCAUGGCAAGCCCGGCCACCAGAUGCUCACUGACGAGUCCUCCUUCUGGGCCUGGCUCCAGAAGGGGACCCCGGGCUUCCUCCGGGCUUCCUCCGGGCCGGGUUUCCUCGCUUUCAUGUGUGUUUGUCAUGAGGUCUUUUGAACCAAUCUUAGUCUGGCCCCUUACCUGAGACCAAUUUGCCAUGGGAGACCCUACCAGGAACACAAGGUUCCAGACAACACAGCCCCCAGGUUCAUCGGGGCACACAAACCUCUCCACCACGAUAAGGUGCUAGUUCUCGGAAAGGCCUUGUAAUCAGUCUCACAAUAACACAAAUGCAUAUGUUUUUUGAUUUAAAUAUUCUCUAAAGACUUAAAAAAAAGGCAAAUUCAUGUCUGUUCUUGAUUGUCAUGGAAUUAUUUGCAGGUUUAUAACAUUGGUCUUUCAUGUUUUUUUUGUUGUUGUAGUCUAGACGUUAAGAAAUUGGUUUACAUAAGUUCUGAAUAUUUAAAGUUGAUAAUUGGAGAGAAUGUUUACCUCUCUUACAAAGAGCCCUUACUCCUUUUAAUGUGAUAUUCAGCUAUUAAAACCUACCUCCAGAGUGUGAACGGUGGAUAAUCUGUACCUUUGCUCAUUGGUCCAUUAAAACAUACAACUUUGAUAAUAAGUAUGGCUCCACUUCCUGUACCAGCAGUAUGCGUUACGGUUCAAACCACAUUUUUUAUUUAUACAUUUUCGAAACAUCAGUUUUCAGCAUUUCUUUCUUUUUCUGUACAAAAUGAUUAACCAAUAAUAAUAAAUAAUAUAAUCUAUAUCAAAAAUGCAGAUCAAAACAUGAGCUAGAAGGGGAGAAUAGGCAGAUAUAUACUUUUUCAGGGAGAGUGAAAGGUACAUAAUCAAUGCAGAUUGCGAGGAGCACACACACACACAUGCACACAUGCACGCACGCACGCACGCA
Eleginops maclovinus (Patagonian blennie) is the source of this 6409-nucleotide messenger RNA. RefSeq names its product cholinergic receptor, nicotinic, alpha 9a (gene chrna9a). Gene Ontology annotation, cellular component: plasma membrane; postsynaptic membrane; neuron projection. Lineage: Eukaryota; Metazoa; Chordata; Actinopteri; Perciformes; Eleginopidae. Gene Ontology annotation, molecular function: acetylcholine-gated monoatomic cation-selective channel activity; transmembrane signaling receptor activity. The record is from RefSeq and is a predicted model, not a curated record. The transcript is spliced from 7 exons. The coding region runs from base 189 to 1814 and encodes 541 amino acids. Gene Ontology annotation, biological process: signal transduction; chemical synaptic transmission; regulation of membrane potential.